Molecule: messenger RNA, 2175 nt
Organism: Octopus sinensis (East Asian common octopus)
Lineage: Eukaryota; Metazoa; Mollusca; Cephalopoda; Octopoda; Octopodidae
Product: synaptotagmin-9-like
Exons: 5
Coding region: 643-1995 (450 amino acids)
Biological process (GO): regulation of calcium ion-dependent exocytosis; regulation of dopamine secretion; cellular response to calcium ion
Cellular component (GO): membrane
Molecular function (GO): calcium-dependent phospholipid binding; SNARE binding; phosphatidylserine binding
Source: RefSeq, a predicted model, not a curated record
ACCAGUACAAGUUUCUACUAUAAUAUAUUUAGUCUGCACAGCAAAGGAAUUCUACUUAAGUGAUAUAUUGUAUCUGCUUGCUCAUGAUUUAUCUCAAUGCAAUUAGAGAGCUAUGUUUACAUUAGGUGGGGUUAUAUUUUGUGAGCAGGUAUACUGGAUGGAAAGCUGAUAACAGACUAGGUCAUACACCCCAUUUUUUAUUUACCUUCUUCAUCUCGUUCAACUACAAGCCAUUAUCUAAAGAAACAACCCGCUCUGGUCCUUCUUGAUUAUAUCUAACACCGCAUAAAAUGUUGGUUGUUAAACGGGGUGGAAACAACAACCACAACUUAAUGAAGGAGUGAAGGGAAUUUCAGCGUUGAUUUCAUUCUUUCUAUUGAUUUUUACAUAUCUCAUAUCAUAAUUUGUUUAGUAGACACUGUAUGUCGUAUUCAUUUAGCAAUGCUUUCUGUAUUAAUGAAUAUAUUUCGAUUUGUUUUUGCUGAUAUUUUAUCGAUGAUGAUGAUAAAAACAAUUAUUACAAUGGUUAUGUUGUAGCUGUGGUUGUUGUUACUCAAUUCGUUAUCCAAUCAGUUCUCAGGAUCAUAUUACCGUUGGCUGUCAUACUGGAUUCAAUACAUAAAAAAUGAUAAAUUGACUGGAAUGGCGCUCCCUAUUGGAGAAAUUAUUGGAAUUGCUUGUGUAGUUGCCUUUGUGCUCCUUUCAAUUGGAUUCUUAAUAUAUCGCCGGUUUUGUAGAAUAGGAACAAACCAUCAUUUAUAUCAUGAAGCUGAAGCUCUGAAAGAAGAAAGAGCAAAUUUAUCAAUUAGUCAGAGUAGUCCUAACCUUGUAAACGAAUGCGAUGGCAAAGAAGGGAUUCGAAACACUGUGAAGAGAAGUUUGCAAGCUUUUCGCCAAUCAACUUUGCCAACUGUUUCUGAGAGACACCUAACAUUUGAGCGAAGUUUGUCUCACAAACUUGACCUAUCUAAUGUGGAAUUUUCUGUGCAAAGCUUGUCUCAAAAAAGUCAGCCAUCCAUUGGCAAAAUUAAACCAGAACUUUACAAACAAACACUUAUAGAUGAAACAAAACUAGAACAAUCAUGUGGUAAACUAUAUUUCAGUCUUAGGUAUGAUAUGCAAAAUGAACAUUUGUUUGUAACAAUUAUAAAUGCAACCAAUCUCCCAGCUAAAGAUUUCUCGGGCACAAGUGAUCCUUAUGUAAAAGUCUACUUGCUGCCUGAUCGGAAAACCAAAUUUCAAACUAAGGUGCACCGCAAAACACUGAAUCCUGAAUUUAACGAAACCUUCAUGUUCAAUGUGUCAUGUCAGGAACUCAACAGUCGAAGUGUACAGUUUAGCCUCUAUGACUUUGACAGAUUUUCCAGGCAUGAUUUGAUUGGAGAUGUUAUUGUUAAACAAGAUUUAUUGGAUGAAAAUAUUUCCAAGGAGAAAUUUUUUUCUUUCGAUAUAAUCUCUUCUAAUCAGGAAAAAGCUGAUCUGGGUGAACUGAUGAUGUCAUUGUGCUACUUACCCACAGCUGGACGCCUCACAGUUACCAUCAUCAAGGCACGGAACUUGAAAGCAAUGGAUAUCACUGGCUCCUCAGAUCCCUAUGUCAAAGUAGCACUGAUGUGCCAAGGCAAACGAAUACGCAAGCGAAAGACAAGUGUGAAGAGAAGCACCCUGCGGCCUGUCUACAAUGAAGCCAUAGUAUUUGAUGUACCCCAAGAACACAUUGAGGAGAUCAGUUUGGUCAUCAAGGUCGUCGACUAUGACAGAAUUGGAAGCAAUGAAGUAAUGGGCUGCUGUGGAAUUGGUCCUCAUUUUCCUGGUAUUGGUAGAGAUCACUGGUAUGAGAUGCUGGAGAAUCCUCGCAAGCCACUUGCUCAGUGGUACACUCUGACAGAACAAGUUGAUUUUUCAAGCUUAGACAGCACUCCCAAUGGUGGGAAACAUACCAAUUCUUCAAAAUCAAAAUCCAAAGAUUUUAAAGAAAAUCUAUUUCCAGAUUAAAGAAACAUAAAAACCGAUAAUGAUUAAAUGAAACAUGGAAACCAAUUACACCCCCCACACACACACAUACACACACACUCAUAUAUAUAUAGAUAUACAUAACAGUUUCAUUCUUAUUUUCUUAUAGCUGACAUGCAAGUUUUAAGAAAGAAAGUAUGUCUACAAAUACAUGUAUACAUA